This is a messenger RNA of Acanthosepion pharaonis, 1194 nucleotides long. The record is from the annotation of a GenBank genome assembly. Lineage: Eukaryota; Metazoa; Mollusca; Cephalopoda; Sepiida; Sepiidae.
AUGCAUGCAAUUUCUUUGAUCUCGAAGCAAUUGAUCGACCAACGACAAGUUUCCUUUAAGUGUUUCUCUCUUUCUUUCUUCGUGAAAAACCACUCUCUCUCUACUCCCUAUCUAUCUAUCUAUCUAUCUAUCUAUCUAUCUAUCUAUCUAUCUAUCUCUCUCUCUCUCUCUCUCUCUCUCUCUCUCUAUAUAUAUAUAUAUAUAUAUAUAUAUAUAUAUAUGUUUAAUUCUACUUUUUCUCGAAAUCCUGUUAUUUGUUUCACAUUAUUGAAAAUUUACUUCGUUUAUCGUUUCCGUUUUAUUCUCGAUUUCUUGAUCUCUUUUUCCUUUUCUUUCUUUCUCACUUUAUUGUUGCUUAAACUCCCCACUCUUUCUCUUCGUCUCUAUUCCUUCUCUUUCUCUUCAUCUCUAUUCCUUUCUCUUUCUCUUCGUCUCUAUUCCUUCUCUUUCUCUUCGUCUCUAUUCCUUCUUUUCUCUUCGUCUCUAUUCCUCUCUCUUUCGCUUCGUCUCUAUUCCUCUCUCUUUCUCUUCGUCUCUAUUCCUCUCUAUUUCUCUUCGUCUCUAUUCCUUUCUCUUCGUCUCUAUUCCUUCUCUUUCUCUUCAUCUCUAUUCCUUUCUCUUUCUCUUCGUCUCUAUUCCUCUCUCUUUCUCUUCGUCUCUAUUCCUCUCUCUUUCGCUUCGUCUCUAUUCCUUUCUCUUUCUCUUCGUCUCUAUUCCUUUCUCUUUCUCUUCGUCUCUAUUCCUUUCUCUUUCUCUUCGUCUCUAUACCUCUCUCUUUCUCUUCAUCUCUAUUCCUUUCUCUUUCUCUUCGUCUCUAUUCCUUUCUCUUUCUCUUCGUCUCUAUUCCUCUCUCUUUCUCUUCAUCUCUAUUCCUCUCUCUUUCGCUUCGUCUCUAUUCCUCUCUCUUUCUCUUCAUCUCUAUUCCUUUCUCUUUCUCUUCGUCUCUAUUCCUCUCUCUUUCUCUUCAUCUCUAUUCCUCUCUCUUUCGCUUCGUCUCUAUUCCUCUCUCUUUCUCUUCAUCUCUAUUCCUCUCUCUUUCUCUUCGUCUCUAUUCCUCUCUCUUUCGCUUCGUCUCUAUUCCUCUCUCUUUCUCUUCGUCUCUAUUCCUUUCUCUUUCUCUUCGUCUCUAUUCCUAUCUCUCUCUCUUCGUCUCUAUUCCUCUCUCUUCGAACUCUUUUUUUCUCUCUCUUUUAA